Messenger RNA from Gymnodraco acuticeps, 874 nucleotides. RefSeq names its product translation initiation factor IF-2-like. Lineage: Eukaryota; Metazoa; Chordata; Actinopteri; Perciformes; Bathydraconidae. Bases 31 to 525 code for a protein of 164 amino acids. The transcript is spliced from 5 exons. Gene Ontology annotation, cellular component: membrane; endoplasmic reticulum-Golgi intermediate compartment; cis-Golgi network. The record is from RefSeq and is a predicted model, not a curated record.
GAAAGUGUUCAAGUUUUAUUAGAAGAGAAAAUGAGGGAGAUGGAAGCAGCUGUUAAUGCAGAGAGGGAACUGCGGCAGCAACAGGAGGCUAGACUCAAAGCGGAGCUGGCCUCUCUUGAGCGAGAUCUCCAGGAGAGUAAAGAGAAGGAGAGCCUUGUGGCCUCUCUGGAGAAGUGCCUCCAAGAGGGCAAAGAGAGAGAAAGGAGCCUGGUGGAGGAGGGUGCCAAGAGGGAGGCACAGUUCAAAGAGCUGCUCAGGAGCCUGGAAGCCGAGAAGGACAACCUGGAGGAGCGUCUGACGAACCAGCUGUCCCAGCUCAAUGGCAGCAUCGCAGACUACCAGCAGGAGGUGGCGGACAACCGGGAGCACUUGGCCGAGCUGCAGCGGGAGGUGGAGCGGUUGGCGAGGGAGCGGGCCGAGUUGGAGGCUGAGGCGCAGAGCGAGAGCGACCGGGCCGCCAGGCUGGAGGAGGACAUGAGGCAAGCACAGAGAGAGAGAGCAGAAGCAGAGUCUGAGCCUUUAUGAGGAUGAAAGGCUGCAAGGUGUCAAGGUGGACAUGCAGCACCCUCCCCCAUAAUCGCCAACAAGACAGCACAUCCUGUGGUGUCCUGGCCUUAAAAUUUGCAGAGAAGAUUUUACUGGGGGAGGCAAUUGAGUUUGAAACCUCACAGAAGGCAGUGCACGAGCUGAGGCUGGACAUUGCUACUUAUCUCCUCAGAGAAUCUGAUGAUCUAAGCAGGCUUUGCUUUUACUGCGGGAUGGAGGAGCAGGAUGAAGAACAUUGGAUUUGCUGUGACAUUUGUCAGCAGUGGUACCACCACCAAUGUGUACAAAGGCCUCCAGUGGAUCAACCGUACUUGUGCCCUGGAUGCAC